UUUUCCAGACAUAGGGCGUAUCUCGCUCGGCUUUUGCAAAUUUGCACUCCUGUUCUAGUUUUGGUACUCUUUUGUCCCUUACCUUGUGCUUUCUAUGCAAAACUUUUAAGAGGCUUUAUUUAUGCCAUAGGUCGAACGUGCAUGUGAGCAUAGGGUCUUCAGGACGCUUAGCGCUUCAGGGCAGGGGCGGGUGGCGCAACCCAGGGGAGGAUGGGCAACCAGGCGUCCCUGCCUUGUUGCGUUGCUCCCAACGACAAGUAUGAAGUAAGCGAGGUUUGUGGUCAGAAGCGGGAUGUGCUGAUAGCGGAAUCCUCCACAGCCACCUCGGCCAAGUGCCCACCUCCUGAAAGUGGUGGCAACGACGCCCCAACUGCAAAGGAUGGUGGUGCGUUUGCAACAACGGAUCCGUUCCAGGUUGCGCCCGAGCUUGCGCCACAACAGGGCCUUCCAUACCAGUUCCACGUUUGCGGUCCUCCACCUCCACCGUGCGAUGACCUGCGGAUGCGCACUGUAAACGCGCUGAAGACUGCUGGGAAUGUUAACAUGGACGCUGACGCCAUCGACGCUCCUCCCGACCCGGAAAUUGCCUCCAUUCUUAAGCUGGUGCAAUCUAUCUUUGAGGCACCAGCUGCCCUAGUUGCCUUGUUUGACGAUCGACGGAUCUUUGUGCGAGACGCCGAGGGCGCUUUUAAGCGAGGCGACUUCCCUUGGCGUUGGUCCUUCUGUGGCUGGACAAUGGCGUCCAAGAACCACCAAAUUAUGGUUAUUCCCGAUGCCACUAAGGAUGCCAGGUUUUGCAACAAUGCCAUGGUUAAAAGCGGCCCUGGCGUGCGGUUCUACUGCGGGACACCUCUCGUUGCUUCUAACGGCCACCGCAUCGGUACACUAUGCUUUGCGGACACCAAGCCUCGUGAGUUCGACGCCUCGCGCUGCGUUGUGCUCAACAACCUGGCGGAGCUGGUUGUCCGGCAUCUGGAGAAGGACAUAGCACUGCAGCUCCGUGCGCACGACAACAACAGUCUGGCAGCUGCGUAUGGCAACCUGCGCCGCACACUGGACUGUUUCGACCACUGCGUCGCACUUGUCGACACGAGCUGCGCAGGCUGGCGCGUACUCUUCGUCAACAACCCGUGCUGCAAAACUCUGGGUCUUGAGCGUGAAGUCCUGCAAGGCAGUUACAUCUCGCGGCUGAUGACGGAUGAUAACGGUGCCAUGUUGCCGACUGAUGAGCAAGAGAGGGCUGUGGAGAAGGGGCAGGAUUUCCAGGUGACCGCACGCCUGUCGGACCCCCUAGUGGAGGAGAUGGAUGACAAGGACAGCGAGGAGGUUGGUGGCAAGGCCGCAGCACGCGCCCGCCGCUUCGUGCUGACGUUCAGGGCUGCGUCCCGAGAAGACAUCGAUGGUGGGGCGAUUCCUAUCGGCGUGCCUUCCCUCAUCCCACCGUCCCCGACGGCGAUCGAGUUCGCCCCUUCCGAGGGCUCAGUCGCCAGCAGCGGCAAGGAGCUGUGCAAGGCUCAGCGCCGCUCAGACCGGCUGUACUUCAUGCUGCUGCAGGAUGCUGCCAAGCUGGAGGCCGAGCGUGCGGCCGCGCAGGCCAAGGCCGCAGCGGAGGCCAAGCUGGCGUCGGGGACAAUGUCGGGCCAUUCGUCCAGCGCAUCGUCUGCCUUCAGCCACGAGAAGGAGCUAUCGCAGCCUCCCGAGAGCAUUAGCGGGCUUUCCGUGGGCCAUCUGCUUGGCAAGGGUGCUUACGGCAGCGUCUACUACGGCGUGUGGUAUGGCUCCCCGGUGGCCGUCAAGAUCAUUGACGAGGAGCUGCCGCCCGGCGUAGAAUCCGUGGCUCCGCCGCUAGAGGCUAUCCUUAGCAAGGAAUUGCGUCACCCGCACAUCGUCGCGACGCUGCGUUGCGCCCGCCGGAUUGUGGGUCCCUCUGGCAGCUCUCAUGCGGUGUCUGGCAGCACUCUGGCCGCCUUGCGGCGUGGCGGCGACGGCUCCAACCUAACACCUGAUGGCAGCACUGGGGCGUUUAGCGACGAUACCGCCCGUGUGUCACGCUCCGUUGAGGGUGCUAAUGGUCCUACCAGUGUUGGAGCUUCCUGCCUUGCGUCACGGCGCAGGGCGGGUGGCAGCGGCCUCACAGGCAACAGCUCCAGCUGCGGCCCGGACGGCGGCUGGCUGCAGGGCAGCUUUAACACUCGUCUCGGGCAAAGUGCGGCUCCUGGCGAUACCAACAGCAAUAAUGCAGGGCCGAGCAGUUCAUCGCCUGCCGGGACCACCGCUGCUUCUACUUGCAACGGCGAUUCUAGCGCGCCGACCAGCGACAUGCCUUCAGCCCAGCCCUCCGCAGUGGGCCUCGAGGGGGGCGCUUCUCAAGCGCUUUCGCAGGGACUCUCCCAGUCGCAGAGCCAGGCUGGUGCCGUCAACUGUACCCUUGGGGGAAAUGCCAGCGAAGCCGAUGUCUGUGCUCUCCGUAUUAAUACGCCUGCCAGUCCCAGCGCCGCCGAAGACGGCACAGGUGCCGAAGGUGACAUUCGCGACACCUCGCACGGCAGCACCCAUGAGAGCGAGGCGUAUGACGAUUUCGAUGUGGGUCGCGACAGCUACGUGAGCCCCUUCCUCCUUCCGCCCGGCAGCCAGCAGGCCGGAGGCGCCGGUGGCACAUCGGCCAUGCUUGCCCAUAGCGGCAUGUCUGGCAACACCAGCGGAAAGUGGCAGAACGAGGUUCUCGUUCGACACCAAACAUGGCUUCUUAUGGAGUACUGUGACCGUGGCUGCCUACAGGACGCCAUUGACCGCGGAUGGCUCCGCACCUCACCGUCAGCUGAGAAUAGUGCACCCCGGAUGGAUGCCGUCUUGGCAACAGCCAUUGAACUGGCCUCAGCGCUGAGCUACCUGCACUCGAAGGACAUCGUGCAUGGGGACUUGUCAGCAUGGAACGUCAUGCUCUGCACUUCAGGCUCGACUGCUCCUGUCGGCGGUCGUGGCUUCGUGGCGAAGAUUGCGGACUUCGGUCUGGCGCGGCACCUGGACAUCCGGACAAAAAUUCAGACGCGUACUUACGGAACGUUGACCCACAUGCCGGCGGAGACGCUUCGCGACGGUGUCAUAAGCAAGGCGACUGACGUGUACUCCAUGGGCGUCUUGCUGUGGCAGCUUUUCACGGGAUCACGCCCAUGGGCAGGCCUGCGACACGGCCAAAUUAUCGUGAUGGUGGUGACGCAGGGGGCGCGGCUGCGCUUUACGCCUGGAUGCCCGUCCGCAUUCGAGGAGCUGGCGAUGGCGUGCAUGGAGUCGGACCCGAGCAAGCGCCCCACCAUUGAGAGCGUGCUUGCUGGGCUAGAGGCUAUCCGGAAGGAAGUGUGCUAGGCUUUAAUGCCUCGGUGAUGUGAUGGAGAAGUGGCACCAUAGCUGAUUUCCAGAGACAGUAUGCGCCCUGUGCAUUGUCUGUGUAUAAUGGAAUCCAUACCACAGAUGUGGCUCAUUCCGCAGGAUUUCCUGGUGUUAGUGCGUCCGCUUGGGCGAGAGGCAGAGCCUUACUUUCAAGUAAACUCAAGCAAUAAGACUGAACAGCAUGCUAGGCCUGUUCCCUUUCCCUGAUGUUUCAUGUGUGGUAACACGAACUCGGGUCUUGGGUGGCAGAUGUGUAGCAAACAUCUAGUGCCCCAAGCCCUUCCACACCGCAGGGUGAGCGACAGGAGUCUUUAUUUGGAGUGUGUUGUGAACUGUUGGUUUGGUUUGUACGCUUAGUAUGGGCUUCCCCUGAAAGAUGUUAGCCCGGCAUGAGGAAUCUUUGACGCCCUCUUUCCUUCUCCACUUUGUACAUGAGAUUGAUGACAAUGUUGAGAGGCGCCUCUAGGGUUGUUGGUUCGUAAGGAAAGCAUAUUACGUAAGGGUUUUACGUUUGUUCCCAUUGGUAGGGGCUGUAUAUGAUGACGGGUGGUUGUUGGAGAUCACGGUUUUGCAGGUAUAUCCGUAAGCUUAUCGAAUGGGGUCUUAUCAAGACCAUUGUGUGGUGUUAAUACAAGAGGACUCCGCCGCCGGCACACUUGUUUUGGAACUUGAAAAGAGGUGCCGCUGUGACUAUGUUGGCCGCAGGCGGUGGUGUUUGUGACUGUAGCGGCAAUGGCCGUGCAUUGGCAGGACAGCUGUGGAUAAGCGCUUCCGCGCUGCCUGGGAUUCAUUGCACUUACCAUGGGGUCUAGUGUUGCUAGCCAAGCAGUAGUUGAUGGUCCUUCGUGACAGCACAUGUCAGGACGGAAGGUGACACGUUGUCAUGAUGCUGCGGCCAUUCUUUUGCAUAAAGGUAUAGUGUUGUAAUGUGUGGGUGCACUAAACAAUGUCAACGUGCGGCAUACGGUAGGCUACCGGUAGGCGCAUGAGAAUUAGGAUUCGAGCCGUAUCUGGAUAUCGAUAACGGCUACGACCAUAGCCCCAGCAACUAUG
Astrephomene gubernaculifera is the source of this 4440-nucleotide messenger RNA. Lineage: Eukaryota; Viridiplantae; Chlorophyta; Chlorophyceae; Chlamydomonadales; Astrephomenaceae. The record is from the annotation of a GenBank genome assembly.